This is a messenger RNA of Epinephelus fuscoguttatus (brown-marbled grouper), 1207 nucleotides long. RefSeq lists its product as uncharacterized. The record is from RefSeq and is a predicted model, not a curated record. NCBI's taxonomy places the organism in Eukaryota, Metazoa, Chordata, Actinopteri, Perciformes, Serranidae. The transcript has 5 exons. Bases 132 to 1130 code for a protein of 332 amino acids.
GACAAGUAUAUAAGGACAGAGCAGCUACAGGCCAGUCACAGCACAAAGCUUCUGUCUACAGCUUCUGCCAAGCUCUUGAGUUCAACCUGCUGUAGCUGAACUGUUGUGUUGGUUUUCUUUGAGGAUUCAGGAUGGUGCUUGGUUUGAUUCUGAGGUCAUCAUGGAUUUGUUUCCUGCUCUUUGGCAGCAGUGCAGGUUAUCCUGCACCAAAAGACGGUCAAACAAGUCAAAACACACCUGGGCUUGGCUUUAGACCUGUUCCCUACGGUGGCGCUGUCUCAAACCUUGUGUCUGGUGCUGGACCUUCUUAUGACAACACUUUCCCUGCAACAGGUGGGGCAGCAUCUGGUCCAGUGUACGCUGCAGCUGGAAACCUUCAAUCUGGAGGCUCACGCCCUCCUCUGGUGAACCUGCAGUAUCAACCAUCUGUUAGUUAUCAGCAGCCUGGAGCAGCCCCCCAGCAGGCCAGCUCCUCCACUGGAAACCGGUCCCCAUCCAGUGUGGGAGCUCCCAGUGCAUCUGCAGCCUCUUCACCAAGUUAUGGGAAGAAGACUCCCAGCUUCUCUGUGCAGCCUCAGUCUGCUGCUGCCACCAGUGGAAACGUCAACAUGGGCUCAGGUGGGGCGGCAUCUGGUCCAGUGUACGGGGCUGCUCCAGCAUACCCUGCUGCUGGGUACAUGGACUUUGGUGACGGACCUGUUCCUUACAUCGGUGCUCCUGCAGCCUCCAGCUCUGCCGGCUCUUAUGCUUACGCUGCUCCUGUAGCCUACAACUCUGGUGGUGGUGACUCUUCUCCUGGCCUUCCUUGGUCCAUGCAGCCUGCAGGGGGAGCCGUCUCCUCAUUCUCUGACCCCAGCAGCUGGAUGCCAUCUCGUGAUUUCCCAGACUUCAGUGUCUGGGACUCCAGUGCCGAGAUGCCGCAGAGCAUGAGUGAGACUUCCCCUCUGCCCCCUCUGCCGCCUUCAUCCUACAUCAUCCAGUCCAGAAAUGGCUACCAGCGAGCACAAGAGUUCCUUUCCCACACUAAAUACUCCCCAGAGUACCCUGAACCACCAGUCUUUGCUGCUGAGACUGAAGCACCAGGCAUGUCUCCACCAGAGGCUGGGCCCAAAGGAGGAAAGAAGGUUUAAGAGGUGCAGCUGCUCGGCAGAGCCCUCCUGAACCUUGUUUGGAGAAGUGCAGAAAUUAAUAAAUUCUUUAAAGCUGU